Messenger RNA from Auxenochlorella protothecoides, 1719 nucleotides. RefSeq names its product Histone-lysine N-methyltransferase setd3. Gene Ontology annotation, molecular function: protein-lysine N-methyltransferase activity. The transcript is spliced from 6 exons. Gene Ontology annotation, cellular component: nucleus. NCBI's taxonomy places the organism in Eukaryota, Viridiplantae, Chlorophyta, Trebouxiophyceae, Chlorellales, Chlorellaceae. Bases 1 to 1719 code for a protein of 572 amino acids. Gene Ontology annotation, biological process: peptidyl-lysine monomethylation. The record is from RefSeq and is a predicted model, not a curated record.
AUGGACAUAAAAUUUGAUCUUCCGGACCCCUCCAAACGGUCCCUGUUGGCGGCUGUGGGGGUGGAGGCACGCAGCCCGUACACCCCCCUCCGCAUACAUGCCUGCGGGCAAAAUGUGACCCUCCUCAUGCUCGUCGCUCGAGUUCACUGCCUGAGCAAGAUCGAGUCCUACUUCCUGGAGUCCCCACAGGAGCUGCAGUCACCGCUGAACCUGCGAAAUGAGGCUGCGGCGGUGUCCCUGCUCCUCUCCUACCUCCCAGGGCCUGGGCAGGAGGAGGGUUGUGAGGAGGUCCGCCAGGCCCUCAGACAGCACUGCGAGGGUCUCUGGCCCUCCUUUGUCCAUGGGGAUGCCUCGAUGCAGGCGGACAGCGUUAGAUACCCGGCCGAUGACAGCCCGGCAGCAGAUUUUCAGAGGUGGGCUGCUGAUGUGGGCAUCCAGUCCAACAUCCGCAUCGCCAAGUUUGGGGCGCUUCGGGGGUGUGCGGCCGGCAGGGACAUUGAGCCCGGCGAGAAUCUGCUCAGCAUCCCCGCAGCGGCCCUGAUCUACGAGGACACCGUGCGCAAGACCGACGUGGGCCGCAUGCUGAGCGCCAUCCCCGACCUCGCCGUGGACAACCUGCUGAUCCUGUUCACCAUGAUCGACCGCCACGACCCCGACAGCGCCUGGGCGCGCUACUGGGCCUCCCUCCCCGCCGCCUUCCACACCGGCCUCAGCUUCCCGCCCACUCUCGUGCACCGACUGGCGGGGACGGCUGGCGCGCUGGAGCUGACGCGCGCGCAGGGCCACCUGAAGCGCCAGUACGACGCCACCCGCCCCCUGCUGGCCAUGCUCCUGGCGGCCUACCCCGCCCUCCUCUCCCCCGCCUGGUUCGAGUUCGGGCAGUACACCUGGGCCGCGGAGCUGUGGUACAGCUACGCCUUUGAGAUAGAGUACGGGCGGCUGAGCGAGGCGGGCAUGCUCAACUUCCCCGCCUUCAGGCCCUGCAAGGAGGGGGAGCAGGUCUUCAUCUCCUACGGCCCGGUGCCCAACCUGAAGCUGCUGUGCUACUAUGGCUUUGUCAUCGCCGACAACCCGCAUGAUGUCGUCCCCCUGACCCUAGAGCUCCCGGCCGAGGAGGACGCGGCCCUGCACGCCCGCCGCACCGCCGUAUGGGAGCGGCUGGGCCUCGCCACGGAGCACAACCUGAGUGCCGCCCGCCUGUCGCCGCAGCUGCUGGCCGCCCUGCGGGUGGCCGUGGCCACGGCCGAGGAGUUGGCCGGGAUGGAGACCGGGGACGAUCCGGGGCGCGCCCCGCUGAACCCGGAGAACGAGGCGCAGGCGCUGCGCACUCUGGACGUCGCCCUGGCCCAGCUGCUGGACCCGCUGGAGGCCUGCCCGCUCCUGGCGGGGUCGCCACGAGCUGCAAACUCCCUGGAGUCCAGGCAGGGAGUGGCCAUGGCGGGCGCAGGGGGGCAGGACGCGUCAGGUGUGGAUAUGGAAGAUGCAACGGGCGCCCAGGACUCGGCGCCCGGUCUUGGCAAUGAAGUCCAUGCAGCAGGGUCUGUUGGACCGGGGCCAACCACAGCCAUCACGCCGGAGCUGGACGAGAAUGGCAUGGACGACGGCUGGGUGGCCAGCUCGGCUGCGUGCCGGCAGUACGUGCUGGGCCAGCAGGCCAUCCUGCGUUGCGCGCAGCGGGAGUGCCUCGCCCGGCUGCGGGCGGCCGUCGCCGGGGUCUAA